This is a messenger RNA of Anopheles funestus (African malaria mosquito), 6201 nucleotides long. RefSeq names its product mucin-5AC (gene cindr). NCBI's taxonomy places the organism in Eukaryota, Metazoa, Arthropoda, Insecta, Diptera, Culicidae. The record is from RefSeq and is a predicted model, not a curated record. Gene Ontology annotation, molecular function: protein binding. The coding region runs from base 1818 to 4619 and encodes 933 amino acids. The transcript has 5 exons.
AACCUUGCGUUUUGCGUAUACCCAAACGCUGAUUGUUCACUGCUGGCCAGCCCAAUCGAAGAAAAAAACGCACACGGACACAGACAAGACAAAAGCUGGUGCGUAAGGAGGCUCGUCGCAGUUUGUGACGCGUACCGCGUACGGUUGAAUUACGGUGUAAGAAGGUCAUCUUCACCGCCCUGAGGGAAAGCAACCGACAGGGGACAGAGAAAGAAGCAAAAACGUCAACUGCGGUGAUCUCUGCGGGCUUGCUAUAGUGGCUGUGUGUGUGUGUGUGUGUUGGACAGGAGUGAGUGAGUAUGCGGGUAUCCAUUUUUGCUGCGAUCUCGCAGUAACAUUCAGUCGGUCGGUCGUGUAUAAAGCAAUAGCAGAAGGACCUGUCGGAUACGGCGGCCUUGUAUCCUGGCACACCGGUUAGUACCAUUUCCGGUGACACAAGGAAAUAGGAAGUGUCAAUCUCUAGGAAGGAAGGAAACGUAUGCCAAGGUGGACACCUUUUUUUGAUUGCCAGACAUAAUCAUAUCAAUCGUAGCAAGGCGUUUUGUUGUUCGAACGUAGCUGCAUCAUCGUUUCAAACUUAGCCCGCUGCACUUUCGUUUGGAUUGGUUACUAGUCCCAGUACGGCAGGGUGGUGACAUCAAAAUGUGCUGAUUCUGCACCGAGGAAAGAUUAUCGAUAAAGUAAAUCGCCAACACCCGGGCCGAAAGAUUGGUGUCCGGUUGGACACACACGCAUACGUACGGUAGCGAGGAAAGGAGCAGGUUGGAUAGCGAAUGUGGCCGCACAGUGCACACGGUGGUUGUUAAAGCGGAAAGAGAUUGCUGAACGCGAGCGCCCGCGUGUGUGCGUGUGUAUGUGUGUUUGUGUUAUUGUGGGGCAUUGUGUGUGCGCCGUUGGUUGACGACGGCUAAUACGCGAUAUGAUGGUGCUUUAGGGAGAGAGCCUAUCUCAUUAUACCAUACCUCGAAUGGCUUUUCUAGCGCGGCCGUUCACGGAUCCCAAUGCUUGCUAUGUGGUCUGCAAGAAGUACUAGUGAAUGUGUGAGUUUCAAAUAGUAGAAGUGAAAAGUGAAAACAUCAAACACCUCAUCCGAAGACGGGCGCAGCAGCAGCAGCAGCAGCUCCAUUCGUUCCAUUUCUCUCUCUCUUUCUCUUUCACUCUAUCUUUUUCCCUUUCCUGUGCCGUCUGGUGCCUGGUGUGGAUGGUUGAUGUGGCUGGCUCUGGCAUACCCUAUUGUCGCCGGCAUCCGUCUUUCCUCCGUUGCCAUCUUGGGCACCGAAUCCGAACCGAAAUCCACCCUUUUUAAUAAUAUCAUUCGGUGCGGGACACCGAAACCGAUCCCCACUUCACGCCCUGCUCGGACCACCCGGCCUCGGGACAUUAAGCUGCUCCGGUGCUGCGGGCUGUGUCCGCGCCACGGCUAUUAUCCAGCGGAGCGCAUCGGGAAAGGAAAAGCGAAAAUCUUCGAACGAAUCCGUCCGGCGGUGGCAGCAACCAAACGGGCAAAAGAAAACAAAAUCCGUACGAACAAAUACAGGAAAAGCCCUGCCUCCCCAGCACUCCUCCCCCAUUCCCAUUCAUUUUACACACAUACACAAACACUUGAAGGUGGUGAUCGCGAAAACAUCAUCCACACAUCUUGCAAUCCAAACCAACGUGGCGCGCCCCUAUAAGGGCUCCUAAAACGUCGACAGUAGCAGCGUGUGGUGCAUAUACGUGACAUUUUAACUGAGUGCCGACUUGCCGACCCCGAGCCCUGAGACAUCUUUUUACAGUCCAAAAUAUCGCCGGAAACAAUCGCACGCAACGGACUCACGAUGGAUCUUUUAUCGAAACCCGAAGUGAGCGCUGUCGUCGAGUAUGACUACGCGGCCAAGGAACCGGACGAGCUAACGUUAAAGAAGGGUGCCAUCAUUACGAACAUCAAAGUGCAGGAUGGUGGCUGGUGGGAGGGCACACUGGUCACUACCGGGCGUACCGGUGUGUUUCCGGACAACUUUGUCCGUGUGCUAGAAUCGCAGGAUAAGAAUCAAGUCGUCCUAAGAGAUAAAAGUGCAACGCUGAAUCGAAGGUGUAAAGUCAUUUACAGUUAUCAAGAGAACAAAGCGGACGAACUAACGCUAGCGGUUGGGGAUGUUAUUGAAUUUUUCGAAGAGGUCGAAGAAGGAUGGUGGCGUGGUAAGCUAAAUGGGCGAGUCGGUGUGUUUCCAUCCAAUUUUGUAGAAAUGAUCGAAUCCGUAUCGCCAAAAUCGUCCAGCCGGAAGAGUGGCAACGUCGGUGGGCUCGGUGUAACGGCGAUCGAUGGUACCGGCCUGGCAGGCACCGGGUCGUUAGGGAUGAGUCUUUCCAAAAGCAACAGCCUCAACAAAAGCCGCACGAGCUUGAACAGCUCGAGGGAAGAUCUUGAUCGGCACGAUGCACCAUCGCUACCGCCGAAACCCGUCCGGGACUUGUGCAAGGUACUGUUCGCUUAUCAACCGGCCAACGAGGAUGAGCUAAAGCUGGUCGAGGGUGACAUUAUAACGAUCCUUUCGAAGGAUCUGCCAGAUAAGGGCUGGUGGAAGGGUGAACUUCGUGGUCGGGUUGGAGUAUUUCCGGACAAUUUCGUUUCGUUGCUACCACCGGAAGGUGGCAAAUCGUCGGCUAACAUAUCGGCAUCGGUUCGGUCCCUUGCCAGCACAACCACCGGUGCCGGUAAUCUACAUCAUCCGGGUGUAGUGUCGCCGGUUAAGGAUCCGCUGCACGUACCGAAACCGGACCGUCCACCAACGGCUACUAAGAUGCAGAUGUUUGGCAAGCAAACGUCACUCAAUUCGUCCUCUACCACAGCUUACCGCAAGGAAAGCUUCGGUUCGAAAGAUUCGUUGAACGAAUCCACUGGCAGUGUCGGGAGUGUAGGUGGCGCAGGCUCGGUGACCGGUUCACCGACGUACAAUAGUGUUGCAGCACACCGGAAAUCACUCGAAAACAAGAACACGGAGAAUUCUGCGGCGUCAACGGGUACCAUUGGGGGUGGCGUCGUGACGGAGAAACCUCCACGCAAAAGUCUGGAAAACAAAGCAUCGGAAAUACGCAAAAGUUUGGAAAAUCUGGACGACAAAAAGGCUACACCACCACCGGUGCUGGGGAAAAAGCCACAAGUUCCGAUAAAAAAAUCGCCCUCCAUUACCAGCGUCACAGGGAAUUUGUUUUCUGGCCUAAAGCAAAAGGUAAAAGGUGGAGGACCAUCGAUGGAAAAGGACAAAUCAUCGGACGAACGGGACGGUAUCGGUAGUAGCAAGGUGCGAUCGGAAAUAGCGGACAACGGCGAUAGAUCGAUCGUUGGCGAACGGAUCGAUGUGGAGCUGGGUCACGUUGAGCGUGGCACCUCCGUACUGAAGGAUAUGCGUGCGAACCGUGCGAAGGCACCGAAGCGACGGCCACCCUCAUCACCGAGCAGUAUUAUUACAACCGAUCCGAAUGCCACCGGUAUUACCGCCAACGGUAGUGGUGGUGGUGGUGGUGCUUCGCUUAGUAAUGGCAAUUCCGGGCUCUUCAAUCAACUGUCACUGUCGUUCGAGUCCGAUAGUGUAAAACCGGACCUGACGACCAGUGGUGGACCGCCGAGCGCUAACAAUUCCUUCGGUGCCAGUUCGAUCGUGUCGGGCGACGGUGAGGAAUCAACGCCAAAGGUACCGAAACCGCGCGAGUGGGAAAAAAAUAAAGUACCGUGGAUGGACGAGUUGAAGGCGAGCCAGGCCAAGAAGACGACCGCGGCCGAAAGCAAAUCACCCGAGCAUCAUCACCAUGUGACGUCCUCGCAAAACAGUAGCACCAGCAACAAUAGUCACGUACAGGAAGAAUCGAGUAUUUCCAAAUCAUUCCAUGCAAGCACCACUACCACCACCACGGGUGGUGGUACACCGCCUGUUCCGUCGGGUAAUGCUGUCCGUGCCCGACUGAUGGAACGGUCCGCCACGACGACGAGCGUCCCUUCGGAGAGCAAUCACGCCACCAGUACCAGCAAUAUGAAUAGUUCCUUCGAUCUGAUUGCGUCGUGCAAUCGGAAGGAAACGGCCGCAUCUACCGUCAGUAGUAGCGGUAGUGCGCAGCAGCAGCAAACCGUCGACACAUCGAGCGUGAGCGCCAUGACCAAAUCGAUGUCCGCUCUGUCAACCACCACGACCAAGAUUGCCAUUUCCUCGUCAUCAACCGGGACCGUUUCCUCGACAACGGCGGUUACCGAAAACAACGGUACACAUGAACCGGCAGUGUCGGCCACCGCACCAUCCCCGAACAGUCGCCCGGUCAGUGUGAACCUUCGGAGUACCAGCAUUUCACCAACGCCACAAAAUCGCAAUGCGAAAACGAUCCACAUUGUGGGCAGUAGUAGCACGGGCACGUCUGGCGCCAUUAAACCAUCAUCGACCGAAUCGGCGAACGUAACACCAAUUUCGAUGGAGAACGUUUGUGGCCGGGUACAGGAACUGGAGCAGAAAGUGAAUCGUAUGGAGCGACAGCUCGCUGCACAGAACGGGCUUAUCGAGGAACUAACGCGUAUGUUGCGCGGCGAAUCGGAUAAGGUGAAGACGCUUCAGAAGGAACUAGAAAAGUACGCCCAAUGUGUUACGCAGGUAUGAUGAAUGGAGUAAAAUGGCACAACAGAACCGCGAUAGCACCACGGGACAAGAUGAAGAGCGAACACACACAAGUGGCGACAUUCUUGCGAUCGCACUUUUAGGUAGUAUUACAUUUUAUUCAUAGGUUUUCCUACUACUACUACUACUACUAGCGGUGAUCGAUAGUGAUCGAUCGAUCCGCAUACGACGGACCUCCGUUUUUUUGUUUUUUGGUAAACCAUUGGCCGAUUGUGUAAUCCAUUUAGUUAUUAGGUAGAAACGGCGGGCCCCCGUUGUACAGUGAUUGAAUAGUGACGUAGAUCAUUGGUAAAAGUGAAACGAUCACCACGAGCGAAUGGGUGUGGUGUGCUUGCAGCAACCAGAAACUACUAAGUAACUUGUUGGACUUGAUGGAAUUAGAAUUUAGUACUCUUUCGGUACUUUAGUAUCAUUGCCAUUGAAAAGAAAAGGGAAACUUGGUCGCGCUGAUAGUGAUCGGUUAAGGUUAUCUGCUUACUAAAAAAAAAGGUUUGAAAUUCUAACUAUGAAUUGUGUACAUGUACGAUAGAAAUUAGAAGAAGAAGGAAAAGGAAACGAUACAAGUUCCAUACAAUUGAAAACCCCAACGCGCAAUAAUGGCAAGUGGAAGAAUGUAUUAUCAAUUAUUACUUUACUUACGAAGUGGUUUCUUUCCUUUUCGGAGAGAGAGAGAGAAAAUCGUACGUUUAAAUGAAGCGAAUCGGUAACGUGGUAACGCUGACGCACACAGGACAAUGCCGAACGACGUAAACAUAAUAUAGUGAAUUAACAGUAAGCUAAGAUUAUUUCCUAUCGAUCAUUCCAAUCGCUUUUUGAUUUUUUUUUUUCGCUAGCAACGCUGAUUAGAAAUCAUGGAUAAUGCCUAAAGUAUUGACACCAUAGGAAUAUUAGCGAACGAUGUAAAAUUGUAACGGAAGAUAAAUAUAUUCCCCGUUUCCCCUUCCCUGUGGAGUGUUGUUGCGCUACGAUUAGAGGCCCCACAGCCACACGAUCAUCGAUCCUCCUCCCCGCGGUACAACAGCAAAUGGAAAUAUGCAAUUGAAACAGCAACAACAAAACAAAAACAAACAAUGAAGAAAGACGAUUAAGGGAUGCGGAAGACUAACCCUUGACACUAACGUUGGAACGAGAGCUGAGAUAUAAUUAUGAGAGAAAAAACCCCGAACCCGGUACGGAUUUACCUAGGGGUUUGUUGUGGCUUGCUUUUUUUAUAUAAUAUACAAAAACACACAUGUAUUCUACAGCUACAAAGUUUCCUACUCCGCCAGACGUAAAACGUUUAUCCCCCGUGUUUCUUUUGUUUUGUAAUCCGUCAUCAAAUAGCUGAUUAGUAGUAUCUAGUGUUAUGCAUUUUCGUCAGUAAAAAAAACUAAACGCGCGUACACAAUACGUUUCGCGUAUGAUCGGUAAAAUGGGACCGCACGCACACACACAUACCGGUAUGGCUGCGGAAGGAGCGCACCAAUCAUGUUGUGCAGUAGUUAUAUUGAUAUACCUUAGUGUACUUAAGUCGCGCGCGAAAAAAAGAUGAUCACAUUAAAAUAUGAAAAGCAACAGUAAUACA